Messenger RNA from Bathycoccus prasinos, 1710 nucleotides. RefSeq lists its product with no specific name. Gene Ontology annotation, molecular function: protein binding; transferase activity. NCBI's taxonomy places the organism in Eukaryota, Viridiplantae, Chlorophyta, Mamiellophyceae, Mamiellales, Bathycoccaceae. The transcript has 2 exons. The record is from RefSeq and is a predicted model, not a curated record. Bases 1 to 1710 code for a protein of 569 amino acids.
AUGCCGCGCGACAUGACUGGAGCCGGGAGGUAUCCUCCACAGCCAAAGUUUCAACCCUUUGCGUUUUAUUCGUGUUUCCGUCUCGGAGAUCCCGAACAAGCCGAAUUGAUUAUGGAGACCGAUCCGUAUUUUUGGACCCAAGAUAACGGUGCGGGAGGACCAAUUCACUUCGCCACGACGUACAAACAGCUCGACAUGGUGCACCACAUCGUGAGAAACGUUCCGUCAUGCGUCAAUCAAAGGGACGGUAAGGGGUACACUCCGUUACAUCGAGCGGCGUAUCUCGCGCAAUACGACGGGUACCUCGAACUUUUUGAGUAUUUACUCUCGGAAGGCGCCGAUCCUACGAUCACCACCAACGACUACGACCCGUAUUUGGACCCUGGUUUGAAAACUCCGCUUCAAGUCGCGAUUCAAGACGACGACGUGAGAGAUCGUUUGCAGUUUCUCAUCGACAAGUACGCCGACGUCCCGAAAAAGCCAAGAUGCCAUCCGGAUCUUGGCUGCUGGUGGACGCUUUACGAUUACGGCUUGGACGUCGUGCAAACUUGGGCGCACGACUACAAACCGGACUAUCCCGAAAGCCGCAGACGUCAAAAAGCGUUGGAAGAAAAGCGCCUGUUCAAAGAGCAACGUCGCAAGAAGCGUCAAGAGCUGGAGGCGCAAAUCGAGCUCGAAAUCGCCGAGGCGAAAGGCGAACUCAAAAACAUCACGAUAAAAGACGGGAAGACGGACGAUUCCGUCAUCGAUCCAUCGACGAUGAACAACUCUCCGAUUGCGUUUCUUUUCCCCGGUCAAGGCUCGCAAAGCGUUGGCAUGUUGAAAAGUUGCCAAGACAUCCCGAAGGUGAAGGAGAUGUGCGAAAAAGCGAAAGAAAUUCUCGGAUACGACAUCUUGGACGUUUGCAUCAACGGGCCGAAAGAAAAGCUCGACGAAACCGUGUACGCGCAGCCGGCGUUGUAUCUCUCGGGACUCGCCGCGGUGGAAAAGUUAAAACUCGACGAUCCUUCGUUCGAUGAGUCGAAAGUGAGCGCCGUCGCCGGUUUAUCCUUGGGCGAGUAUUGCGCUUUGGUCUUCGCGAAAGCGAUUUCUUUCGAAGACGGUUUAAAAGUCGUCAAAGUUCGCGCCGAGUCUAUGGCCGCCGCCGCGAAAGUGGGUGAUCACGGCAUGCUUACCGUUGUCGGCUUGAAAGACGAGCAGUUGGAGGAGAUUGUCAAAAACGUCAAGAGCGAAGGAAAGAAAGACGAAGUCCUCGAAAUCGCAAACUACCUCUUCCCGCAAGGAAGAGUCGUCUCUGGCGACAAAUCCGCGCUCGCGAGAGUAGAAAAGAAGGCGCAAGACGAGGGUGCGUUGAAAGUUGCGUAUCUGGCCGUUUCGGGUGCGUUUCAUACCUCGCGCAUGGACUCCGCCGCCGAAAAUCUCAAAAACGUCCUGGAGACGAUUGAGAUUUCGAAACCAGAGAUUCCCAUUUUCAUGAACGUUCUGGGCACUCGUCUCGCGUUAUCGGAAAUGAACAAGGAAUCCAUCGUUCGCAUGCUCACGAAACAACUCGUCUCGCCGGUUUUGUGGGAAGCGACGUUGAAGAACUUAGUAAGCGAGGGCAAAACGAAGUUGUACGAGCUCGGACCAAACUCGCAAAUCAAGUCCAUGACCAAACGCGUAUCUUUAGACGUCUGGAAAGAGUUUACGAACAUCGAUGUCGCCAAAUAA